Messenger RNA from Seminavis robusta, 1173 nucleotides. The record is from the annotation of a GenBank genome assembly. NCBI's taxonomy places the organism in Eukaryota, Bacillariophyta, Bacillariophyceae, Naviculales, Naviculaceae.
AUGUCGUCCAAAGGAUCUCGAAAGAGGAAAACGUCGUCAUCACCUUCUCCCACUAUAAGCGGUCCCAACGAUGCAAACCUUGGCAUCAACACCAGUACUGGCGGCAAGACACUAUCACGACGAGAGAUUUAUCUGCCCAUGGUUGCCUACGAUGCAGCAGCACAAGGUAAAUUUGAUAAUCCUCAUGCGUACAUGGAGUCAAGCAAAAAGCUGCCAAACAGCGUCCAUGAGAAAAACUUUGUCGAGUUUUGGCACAGAAUUGGGGUCGAGUAUCAUCGUCAUCGAGCCAGGGUACACGAACCGAAAAACAGUGGCAACAAACCACUCACGCUGGCCGACAUGGAAGAGAAGAUCCGACAACGAGCCCUGACGUUGGUGGGAGGUGGGAUCAAUACAGACUGGGCAGCUACCGGUAGUAAUACAGCCCGUGGUUCUUCUUCAAAGGCCAAACAGACCGCAACAACGACAAUCCUCCAUCCGAAACUGCAAAAGGCAAAACAACAACGAAGGAAUCGCAACCGACAUAUCAUCCAAUCGGCCAUGCACUUUGCGACGGACGAUCCAAGGGUGGGAAGAUUCCUCGUACAGUUGAAUACCAUGUGGAAUGACUACAUGCACAGGCUGCUGGGGCUACCACAAAAGGCCACAAUAAAGGAGUUGGAAGAAGUGGUUUGUCGCAGCAAUAUCACAUUCUGGUCUCGUGUCACGUCCAACCUUACCAAGGAAAAGGCCCAAUUCGUUGGAGCCAAGGUUCACAUCAAAUCUUGCACUCAACAUGCACACUGGAAAGGACGAAUUGGGUUUCUUGUGAGACAAACUACCAAUUCUUGGCAAUUGAUGGUUCCCAUGAUGGCAAGCGACAAUAACAAUACGAAGGAUGGAAAUGGUCGAAGAAAAAAGUGGAAGAAAAACGUGCGCAAGGAACAACAAGAAGGUGAGGAAGAAGCUUGUGACUCCACCAAAGACCAGGUAACAGCACCGUCAAAUGCGACGACAACCAACAAGGAUGGUUGGAGGACACUGGUUGUUCCGAAGCGAGGCUCAUCGCUGACGUUGUUGAUUCCGAUUGACGCCAAGGAAUUCCAACCGAAGGGAGCGAAGACGUCCAGAAUGGACGAUACCACCAGUACCUCUACCCUACUAGCCAUUGAUAUCAUGGAGGAGGGCAAGUGA